Molecule: messenger RNA, 4136 nt
Organism: Chlamydomonas reinhardtii
Lineage: Eukaryota; Viridiplantae; Chlorophyta; Chlorophyceae; Chlamydomonadales; Chlamydomonadaceae
Exons: 10
Coding region: 253-2397 (714 amino acids)
Biological process (GO): protein phosphorylation
Molecular function (GO): protein kinase activity; ATP binding
Source: RefSeq, a predicted model, not a curated record
CACAGCAGCAGAUUGCGACGAAAACUGAUAUUCUCGUAGGAUUGAACAGGCCAGGCUUGUUUGCAAGAGCUCGCUUUCUCAUAUUCCACCCACCAAAACUCUUACCUUGUGGCUGCUUUGUAUUCGUAGAGGCGAACUGUGGAGCGCUGACAUUUUUGUUGAGGAUACAGAAUGCGCUAGAAACGCCUCAGGACUCGCCUGACGCGCCGAACGGCGCCAAACACAGAAGCCAAAGCACAUACUGCCGCAACGAUGCUUCGUCCUGUUUGCCUUGCGGCUGGUGCCUACGGUGUGGCCCGGGGCAAUGAGAACGAUGCCACCGCCACGGAGUCCACCGCGUGCGAACUGGAGCUGGUCGAUGAUAUGUCACCUUGCUUCGAGCACUUACAUACGCCAGUGCAGCCAGUGCAGUCGCGAGCAAUGCCGUCCGUGUUCGGCCCCUGCUCGGCCGUGACAGCGCCGGCGAUGGCUUCUUGUCAGCAUGGAGGUUCUCUAGCUGGCAUAAUGACGGCGGUGGCGGUGACUGUGGCCGCGGCACCGGUGCUUCACCCCUCGACGGCAGGGUGCGGGGCCGUCGCAGCGACCAGCGGCGCCGCAGGGGUCCAGGCGCACCAGCAUACGCAGCAGCAGCUCCAAAAUGUGCAGCAGCCGUUUGCGCAAGUGUCAUAUCAGCCUAUUAUGACAGCGGGCCAGAGCAGCGAACAGCAGGCGCCCGGACCAAGUCCAGGUGCCACGGCAGGCAGCACACACACGCUGCUGUCUGCCUACCAAGUUCACGGCGUCGUGGACCCGCGGAACGUGCACCAGUGCGACGCGCGCAACAUAGCUGAGGGUAUCCAGCUCGUUCCGCGAGAGCUGGGGAGAGGGACGUACGGAAUAGUCGUGCCCGGCACCUACCAUGGCUUGCCAGUGGCCGUGAAGCUGAUGGUGUCGCCUUCCCUCAACCGCGCGGUGGUGCGGGAAGCGCUGCUGGGGCCCUGCCUCGUGCACCCUAAUCUUGUGGCGACCUACACCGCCCGCUGCGCCCGCCUGACGCACGAGUUCUUCGACCUGCUUGAGGGCCGCACGAACAAGCAGCACGCGCUAUCAGACACCUGUUUGCCGCGCAUGCUGCGGCCGCUGGUCCACAGCGGCGACGGCUUUGGCGACCCCGAGGGCGCCGGCUCGGACGUGGAGCCGCUGCCGGUGCUGCACCAGAUCCUGUACGGGCUCAAGGCGGUCACCGGCCACUACCUGACGCUUACCGUGCAGGAGUACUGCGACGCGACCACGCUGACUAAUGCAAUCGCGCGCGGCGUGUUCCGAGCCAACCCGCAGUGGGGCGUGCGCCUGGCGCGCCGCGCGCUGCUGCGCACAGCGUCCGAGAUGGCGCGCGCACUUUUACACCUGCACGACGCCGGCGUUAUCCACGGCGACCUCAAGCCUGCCAACGUGCUGCUGCGCUCGUCGCGGGAAGACCGCCGCGGCUUCAUUGCCAAGAUCGCGGACUUUGGGUUGUCGCACGUGCUGCCGCCGGCCGCGGGCACCAUGAUGUCAGACACGUUUGGCUCAAUCGCCUACAGCGCGCCGGAGGGCUUCUCCAACCAGGUCAGCCGCGCCACCGACAUUUGGGCGUUUGGCAUCAUCGUCUGGCAAAUGCUCACGGGUGUGCGGCCAUGGGAGGGCAUGGACCAGACGACCGUGGUCAACGGCCUGCAGAGCAACACGCUGACGCUGGUGUGGCCCGAGGUGGAACCCAUGGCCGCGCCCAUCGUGGCCCUGGGCCGGCGCUGCCUGUCCUUCGACCCCGCCCAACGGCCCACCGCGCGGGAGGCGCUGACGGAGCUGAUCAGCAUUGAGUCUGCCAUCCGCACCGAGCUGGUGAUCGGCCUGCAGGCGGCCGCCGCGGCGACCGGCGACCGCAAGGCCGGCGGCUACUGUGGCCCCGACUCCAAUAGCAUGUCGGGCGGUUCCAACUCGGCCACCACCACGCAGGAGGCGCAGCUGGUGGGUGUGAUGGCGCCCGGCGUUCCGCAGCCGGGGGUGCAGGGCCAGGUGGCGGCGGCGGCCGCGGCGGGGCUGCAGCAGCGCGUGCUGCACGCGACACGGCAACAGAUCCAGCAGCAGCUGCAGUACCACACUCACAACCAGCUGAGCUACCAGCAGAUGCAGGUGCAGCAGCAGCCACAGCAGAUGCAGCAGCCACCACAGCAGCACGUGCAGUACGUGCAGCAGGGACUCCAGCUGCCACAGCAACAGCUACAGCAACAGCUGCAACAGGUGCCGCCCACUAUGCCGCAACAGCAGCCGCAGCUACAGCCGCAGAUUGCGCAGGCUGCGACCUCAUUGGCGCCAGGGGUUCCCGCAGCAGGCUCUGGGUCUGGCGGUGCAGCCGCGCCGCUGCAGUACGCCUUUUAAGCGGCACACACCAUCAAUCUUCAUUUCGGGCGUAGCUUACAAUAAUCGCAUGAUGAAGGCGACGCCAUUUUUCCACGAUAGACGGAGGGGACUCCUCCCCUAGCGUUUACGGGGACCAGCCUGUCUUGCUCCCAGUCUGCGGUCCUUCUUCGUGCUCCCUGUCUGGUGUGUCUAGCAGUUGGUCAGACGGACAAGAGCCAAGCUAAUGUUAGUCUGUGUGUACGUGAAUGUAAGUAGCCAAAUGCGAGGGCAGUGGGAUCAUUCCGAGAGGGCAACAGUGGGCAUUUGGAACACGAUAUCACCAGCGCGUCGCUUUUUUUACGACAAAUGUUGAGGCAUCACAACAACACUUUAUCUAUGUUCAUUAUCAUAUUCGCGCGGCUUGUUGAUGAUGCCUGUCAUGUGACAAUACUGUACACGCACUUCGUAUGCGCGCAAUGCAUGCGAUUGUGGCUUCUCAUCAUGUGCGAGGCUAGCAGCGACACGGGUGGGGCGUCUGUUUCAUCUGUGUUGCUGUCACGCGGUGAUGUCCAGGCGGUUGUGGCAAUCGGUUAUGCUCGUGCUGGGGCCACGCGUGCACAGUCUCCUGCAUGAGGAGGGAGCACAACAACGUUGAUCCGGAUAGCCAGCCGUUGACGCUGGGCUGCUGUGAAUGCAGACUUAAGGCUACUCAGGAAGGUAUGCAGGUGUGGUAGCGUAUGCACACAACGUAUACCUGCCAGUUGCCAUGGCUGGACGGGCGACAGGCGGCAGUCCGCCUGGGAGCUGGGCUCCCAGAAGAGUGCUGGCAGAGCGAUGCAGGAUUGUAUGGGCUAGGGUGGGCAAACGUACUGCAGAACUGCCGACCAAGGCGCCGGUCGGUGGCAAGUUGGCGAACAAGGGGCUGGACGCCCGUGUGCUGGUGCUGUGUGGCUGAGGCGGCCGCAGCAGCUCGUGGAUCCUAGUACCACUUCGAGCUGCUUCCGGCCUAGCACGAUGCCACACUAAGUUGGGAGCCAAGUGAAGCGCCGGCCUUGUGUUGAAUGGAUUCUUUGAGGAAUGCUGGGAAUGAUCAGAGAGUGGUCCGGCUGCUUCAAGCCCGUGCGGCUCAUCCGUCCGGCUGUUGUGGCGGGGGCUGCAAGAUUAAAGUUGUCACGUUAAUGGCUUUCCGGUUAGUACUCUUGACUUAGUAUCAUAAGAUAAACAGGUUCAGAAGGACUGAGGCUGGCGGGCUGGUGAUGUGUGCUGCAUCGCAGCGUGGCAGACUGGAUAUCAGAGCGGGUUGCGCUGAGGUGGUAGUAUAAUAGCGCUUGCUCCGAGUGCGUGAAGCGCUUGCUGCUGCACAUCUCAUCAGCCCGCCACGCUUCUUCGCAACUAGGGACCUGGUUGGGUGCUUCAUUUUGCUUGAUCGAGUGCAUGCAUUUGUGUGGUGCUGUCGCCGUCGUGGCAGUCGGUGCAAUCCUGUUAAGGACGUUACUUCAUCCACGUCCUCAGCCGUAGAGUGCAACAGGAAACGGCCUCAACGGCAUGAUGGUGGACGUUACCUCCCUGACACUCCAGGCUCCCAGCAGCAACGCUGUUUGGCGCGUGCUGGUUCGGUGGCGACCUAUGUGGCCACUCAGGUACAUGCAUGUCAGACCCCCAUGACUACUGGGCAGCAGGAAGGCGGGCAUUUUAGCGCACGGUGUACGGAGGCGACGUCCUGUGCUCCUAUCUACAUGUGCGCUUAAGUUGUCAUGUGAUUGUAAUACUGCACAUCA